Acytostelium subglobosum LB1 is the source of this 1491-nucleotide messenger RNA. RefSeq lists its product as hypothetical. The coding region runs from base 1 to 1491 and encodes 496 amino acids. Lineage: Eukaryota; Evosea; Eumycetozoa; Acytosteliales; Acytosteliaceae. The record is from RefSeq and is a predicted model, not a curated record. The transcript has 3 exons.
AUGAACCUUACAACUGCUGUUGAGCACUCAUUCGAAUCCACACUUCUCAAGAAGCAUCCAAUGUUGGCAACCAAGGACCCGUCUCAACAACAACCACACCUCCAACAACUACCUCCACAACAACAUGAAGUAGACAAGGACAAAGAGAAUGACAUGGACAUGAACAAAGAUAACAACAAUGUCAUCAAACAUGAUAUAGAUACAAUGCCAGCUGAUAUCACCACUGACACUGACAAUGCCACUGCUACUGCCACUGACAGUACCACUGUCGCAUCCGGGUCAUCGUCCUCCUCAUUCACCAAUCCCAAGUAUCACCCAGAGUCCCACCACCACGAAGAUCAUCACUUCAAAAUAGGACAGUAUCUGUCCUAUAACUGGUCCUACAUGUUUGGCAAGUGGUCCGAGCGCCUCAACAGUCUACGUGAGGUACUCAAGAGCUACUCUACCUCGGCCAUCGACAUCCCUUUGACUAUUGAUGACCUGACCGAAGACGACUUUGUCCAACACUCCUACGAUGACCUACUGCUGCACACCUACUCUGAGAAGGACCUUGAGAACAUGUGUAGAGAGCAUGGUAUAUAUGAUGCUGUCCGCGACAGAGGAUAUGAACAUACAAAGGUGGUGAUCGAUGUGUCCGAUCCAUAUGUCCACAGAUUGAUGUACACUGAUGAGUCAUUGGCACACAGAAAGGGCUCUGCCAUUUAUCUGGUUGAUUGUUUCCUUCGCAGAAAGGAUGACUUUGCCCUGUGUGACAUCAACGCCAAAUACUCGCCCAAUGUCAGUGGCCAUGCUCAUGUUUCCAGCGCCAUCACUACACAUAUACCCAAGUUCUCAUUUACCGGGGAGUACUAUGUGUGGCCCUCGACAGAGUGCGGCAAAGACUUCCUAAAGAAGAAUAUUGGAGACAAUGUGUACCAGGCCACCAACAUUGAGUGGCUAUGCCUUCACGACCCCAACAAAGACUUUACAAAGGAGCGUCCACCUCUGCCUGGCCAACAACACCCCGGUCUGGGCAUUGCCAGGAGGUUCGACAAGCUCCUAGUCGCUGGUGCCACCAAGCAGAAGCGUGACUUCCUUCUCAACACUCCAUUUAGAUUCCACAAUGCAUUGCUCUACCAAUCAGAUGAGUACUUCUUCAUUGAUCCCUCUACUCAAGCAUUCUUCUUGACACUGGUUGGUGACUUGGAGUCGGAUAUUCAUCAGUUUGGUCUGGUUCCAGUGGCAUGGGCAUUCGAGUUUGGUUGUGUCAAGGAAAGAGACACUGGAAAGACAGUGAGAUGGGACUUCCAUCAACAGAUAAGACCAAUUUCAAAUAGGAUGAAGGCAUACUUCCGCAGUGCUGACUACAUCUCCUACGUCAAGAAGAACACCAAGUCUGGUUUGUUCUAUAUCGAUUGGAAGGGACAUCCAUCAUUGAGCCACUUCCAUGAAGAUGGUGAGCAAAUCAAUCAAUCAGAGGCAGCACCAUCCAUUGCCGACAAAACCAAGUAA